Cordyceps fumosorosea ARSEF 2679 is the source of this 390-nucleotide messenger RNA. RefSeq names its product carbohydrate esterase family 9. NCBI's taxonomy places the organism in Eukaryota, Fungi, Ascomycota, Sordariomycetes, Hypocreales, Cordycipitaceae. The coding region runs from base 1 to 390 and encodes 129 amino acids. Gene Ontology annotation, molecular function: N-acetylglucosamine-6-phosphate deacetylase activity. Gene Ontology annotation, biological process: N-acetylglucosamine catabolic process. The record is from RefSeq and is a predicted model, not a curated record. The transcript has 2 exons.
AUGCAUCUGCUGGGCUCGCCAGAUGGUAUAUAUCAGUGGAUGAAUGGCGACUCAUCAUGCAACAUCAAGAAAGAGGGCCAUAGACUUACUCUUCACAACUCGGACACAAUUGCUGGAAGCUCCGUAACUCUUCUUGAAAGCGUUAACAACCUCCUUCAAUGGUCCAAGUCCAGCAUCCCUAGUGUGCUGUUGACAGUCACCGCUGGUCCUGCCUCCAUGCUGGGGCUGCAUGGCAUCAAGGGCACGCUCGACGUCGGAGCUGAUGCCGACUUUGUCAUUCUUUCAGAGCGAGAGACUACCGAAGGCAAGGCACUUGUUAUAGACGAAGUGUGGAAAUUUGGGAAAAGAAUGUACCAAAAAGCUCACAAUAGCAGUGGAAAUGAUAUAUGA